This is a messenger RNA of Camellia sinensis, 807 nucleotides long. RefSeq lists its product as uncharacterized. The record is from RefSeq and is a predicted model, not a curated record. Gene Ontology annotation, molecular function: zinc ion binding; nucleic acid binding. NCBI's taxonomy places the organism in Eukaryota, Viridiplantae, Streptophyta, Magnoliopsida, Ericales, Theaceae.
AUGGUAGAUACAGAUUACAAGAAGGCUAGACAGUUUGAAGGAGGUUUACGUGACCCAAUUCUAGAUAAAAUUAAUGUACUCAAAUUGCCGACGUAUGUGGAUGUACUUGAUAGGGCACUAACAGUGGAGAGAAAUGUGGCCAGCCAUAAACAAAACUUCGAAUGGAAAGGCAGAAAACAAAAUUUUAAUACGGGAACUAUGUCAAUGAAUAAGAAGUUCAAGUCGGGGAGUUCUGGUAAUACUAGUUCAAGCCAAAGUGGUAAUUCAACACCAGCUUGUACUACAUGUGGAAAGAAACAUGGAGGUGUAUGCUAUUGUGCGACAGAGGCUUGUUAUCAUUGUAAGAAGUUUGGGCACAUUGCCAAGGAUUGUACACAACCACGUCAGAGUGGCAACCGAGGUGCGACAAGCUCGAUUAGGUCAACUUCCACAACAAAACCAGUUGCAGCAUCAACUGCCACAAGAAAUGAUCAAAGGCAAGAAAGGGUUUUUGCAUUGAUUCCAGGGGACACUCAAAAUACUGAGGCCGUAGUGUCAGGUACAAUCUCCAUUUGUGGUAAACCUGCUUAUACUUUAAUUGAUUCCAGGUCUACACACUCAUUUAUUUCUACGGUCUUUGCUGAAACUUUGAAUAGACCUAUGGAAAUAUUGAGUUAUAUACUAUGUGUUACAUCACCUACGAGGGAAUCCAUGCUAUGUUCAACUGUAUUUAUGGCAUGUGAUUUAUUUCUCGGGAAUGCCACUUUGUAUGCUGAUUUAAUACCUUUAGACAUGGGACAUUUUGAUGUUAUUAUGGGUAUGGAUUAG